UAAAUAGGAUAUUCCUUCCUUAAAUUGAGCUAUCGACUUCAAGAUUAUUUGUGGACUUGUGGAAACUGUGCUUUGUUUGGGGGUGGGGGUGUGUAGAUUGAUUUGGAUGAGCUCUCAUGAUUCAGGGCAGGCAGAAUUUCAGAUGGAUGUUUUACUGCCAAAAAAAAAAAUUUCUGGAAAGCUGGCACGUGUUCAGAAGUCAGCCAGCAAAUUAUGUCGGUUCAAGACUCCCAGUGGACAAACCGAACAUAUUAAGAAGGAAACCAGAGAUCUGCAGCUCUUAUGUUCUGAAGUCCAGAGGAAGGGCUAAGCAGAGUCGUGGAAUAUUUUUUCAGCCUACAUUUUUAGGAAAAGGAGUAUGACCAGUGACUUGAGUUCACAAAGAUUUCAGGCUGAUAUUUCACUGACCCCAUUUGAUAUAAAGAACAGCUAUUCAUCUUCCAUCAAAAGUGAAAAUAUGGUUAACGAUCCGUACAUAGGACCCAUAAACACGUCUAACAAUAACGCAUCGACAGCUAAGUGUGCGCUGAAGCUCGCGGGGUAUCACUUAGCCUUCAUUCCCGCUCUCUACUAUAUUAUCUUUGUCCUUGGUUUAAUUGGCAACAGUGUGGUGGUUUCCCUCUUCUGCUGCCACCGGGGCCCCAAAAAAGUUGCUAGCAUUUACAUCUUCAACCUUGCCAUGGCAGACCUGCUGUUUCUAGCCACUCUGCCACUCUGGGCCACUUAUUAUUCUUAUGGCUACAACUGGUUCUUUGGUUCAGUGAUGUGCAAAAUCUCCAGUGCCCUCCUGUGUCUGAACAUGUAUGCUAGUGUUUUUUUUAUCACCUGCAUGAGUAUAGAUAGGUACCAAGCUGUCGUCUACCCCUUCCAGUCCCAGAGAAGAACCCCGUGGCAGAUGUCCUUUAUUGUGCCCCUUGUGUGGGGACUGGCCUGUGUGUCCUCGCUGCCAACAUUUUAUUUCCGAGAUAUCAAGCCCAUUGACCACUUGGGAGUGAAUGCGUGUAUCAUGGCCUUCCCUCCUGAGAAGUAUUCACAGUGGUCAGCAGGGAUGGCCUUCAUGAAGAACGCCCUUGGUUUUGUGAUCCCGUUGGUGUUCAUAGCCACGUGCUAUGCGGGCAUCCGAAAGCACUUAAUGAAGGCCAGUGGGUUUGGGAAGAACCAGCUCAUGAGAGACAGGGUACUGAAGAUGGCAGCUGCAGUUGUCCUGGCGUUUGUUGUCUGCUGGCUCCCCUUCCAUGUUUUAACUUUCUUGGAUACACUGGCAUGGUUACAUGUCAUCACUAACUGUGAUGUGAUCUCAGCCAUUGACACUGCCAUGCCUUUUGGCAUCUGCAUGGGCUUUGCAAACAGCUGCAUCAAUCCCUUUCUGUACUGUUUUGUUGGAAACCAGUUCCAAGAGAGAUGCCGGCGCCUGUUUAAGCUGAGAGUUUCUCAGCUCCGCAAGAAUAGAGAUAGCAUGUCUUCCAGGAAAGGGAAUUCUCUUAAGGAAGUGGAGACCCUAAUGGAAUGAAGAUGUACAUGGUUCAAACAGAACAACUUGGGCUUCCAUGGAUGAGAAUUAACGGCUUGGGAAAGGAAGAAUCUUUCUAAUCAAAAUGGACUUUCUGACUCUUCAAGAACUAGAAAAUAAAGGAAAUACCCCUUCAUCCAAGGAAUUUCAGUUUGUUUCUCCCACUUCUCCUGGGGUGAGGCCAUCCCUGGUGAGACAGACCCAUAACCUAGAAGUUAUUUGGAAGUUUUCUCAAAUGGCAAACAGGCAGAGUGGAGCAGUCUACUAUGAAGACCAGCUCUUCCUCUUUCCUCCUUCCAUAGGAAGUACCACAACAUUUUACCCCAUAGACUGGAAUCAUCUGCUAUUAUCCUCUUGGAUGCUUCCUCAUCAUGCGGAGAAGACCCAACCUGGGGUUUUUGAAGGGUCUACCAGUGGAGAUCACCAGCAAGCCCUACCUAUUAAACUGGAAAAGCUUUAAGCACAGUCUUGGCUACGGACUGUGUGCCUAUUUUCCAAGGGCAACUUGUAAUCAUGCAACAAGUAUUUAUUGAGUACCUACUAUUUACAAAGUACUCAAUAAAUAUUUCUUUAAAAAUACUCUAUCAGCAGAGAUUUGGCCACCUGCUGAUAACUUUUUUCUUACCAUAGCAAUUCACAAAGGCCAUCUAACUAAUUAAGUCUGUGGGGU
Messenger RNA from Phascolarctos cinereus (koala), 2180 nucleotides. It is a transcript of the gene AGTR2, whose product is annotated as angiotensin II receptor type 2. Gene Ontology annotation, cellular component: external side of plasma membrane; membrane. The record is from RefSeq and is a predicted model, not a curated record. NCBI's taxonomy places the organism in Eukaryota, Metazoa, Chordata, Mammalia, Diprotodontia, Phascolarctidae. Gene Ontology annotation, biological process: positive regulation of cytosolic calcium ion concentration; regulation of apoptotic process; blood vessel diameter maintenance. Gene Ontology annotation, molecular function: C-C chemokine receptor activity; angiotensin type II receptor activity; C-C chemokine binding.